AUGUCUAGUCAGCGUCUUGUCUUAGGCCUCCUGCGAGUCUUGCCGUCGAUGCCGCUUUCACUUGCACCACCUUGCGGUCCCUGCGUCGAGGGUCGGCUGCGCGCCACCCCUCACUCCUCCUCCCUUCGUCUGGCCACCGAGCCCAUUGAGACUCUCCACUUGGACAUCUGGGGCCUCGCUCCUCGCCCUGGCCCUGAGCGAGAGAGUUUCUUUCUGGUGGUCGUUGACGACUACUCUCGCUACACCAUAGUGUUCCUCUUGGAGAAGAAGUCUGAGGUGACUUCUACGCUGAUCCGGUGGUUACUUACCACUACGGACACUCGUGGUCGUCGUGUCAGCUGUCUUCACUCCAACCAUGGGGGUGAGUUUUUCUCCGGCAUUCUCGCUGGAUUCUGUCACGAGCAAGGCAUCCAUCAGUCCUCGACGCUUCCAGAGUCCCCACAGCAGAAUGGGGUUGCUGAGCACCGCAUAGGCCUGGUCAUGGAGAUUGCACGCACCUCCAUGAUUCACGCCCGUGCGCCCCAUUUUCUGUGGCCCUAUGCGGUUCAGUUCUUUGACUCCCGCGACGUUCAUUUUGUCGAGUCCGUCCCCUACUUCACCCGGCCCGCCAGGUGUGUCACACGCUACCCCCCCCCGCCCUCGGUCGCCCCUCAGGUACCGUCCCCUUCCCCACAGUCCUCAUCCUAG
Molecule: messenger RNA, 687 nt
Organism: Closterium sp. NIES-65
Lineage: Eukaryota; Viridiplantae; Streptophyta; Zygnematophyceae; Desmidiales; Closteriaceae
Source: the annotation of a GenBank genome assembly